GUGACGCAGGCGCGCACGCGCGGCGUGUGUCGUGUGACCUUCAGCGGCGGCGGUCGGCGGCGGGCCGUGCUCCUUCGUCUACCCUCGUCUCUCCUCAGCGAACCCCGCCUCAGCCCCGCCAUGCCCAGGGGUGGCCGGAGCCGCACGUCCCGCGUGGCGCCCCCCGCCAGUCGGGCACCACCAAUGAGAGCUGCAUCACCGGCGCCUGCUGCUCGGGCACCUGUCCCAGCAGCGACACCACCUUCUGCUGUGGCUGCUCCUGCACCGAAGCAGCCUGGGCUGAUGGCACAGAUGGCUACAACCGCUGCCGGAGUUGCUGUCGGCUCUGCUGUAGGCCAUACUAUAGGUCACGCGCUUACAGGAGGAUUUAGUGGAGGAAGCAGCUCUGAAGCUGCAAGGCCUGAUAUUACUUAUCAGGAGCCCCAGGCAGCUCAGCCUGCCUACCAGCAGCAGCAGCAGUCGCAGUUUGCUCCUUGCCAGUAUGAAAUGAAACAAUUCCUGGAGUGCGCGCAGAACCAGACUGACCUCAAGCUGUGCGAGGGCUUCAGUGAAGUACUGAAGCAGUGCAGGUUUGCUAAUGGUUUAGCCUAAGCCUUCAGAACAAGGUUGCUGAAGACCAUCUUACAGGAACUGACCUAUGAAUGGAAAAAAGCUUCAGUAAUAAAGUCUAAAGCUGUCUGAUACCUUGUUAGUCCAUGUAUUCACACUAUGGUCCUCCUCAUGGCUUGAUUCCUGCUGUAGCCGCUACAGAUGUGAUACAAUUUACAGCCGCAAAUUAACUUAGCACAAAAUGGAAGAAUGAGCAAUAAAGCAGAAUGAACUAAUUUGGGUUAACCGGUUUGCUGAUUGUUGUGUUGAAUGUAAGUGGUACGUGUAUAAAUAAACUUCUCUCUGUAGAAGUAC
This is a messenger RNA of Chroicocephalus ridibundus (black-headed gull), 903 nucleotides long. It is a transcript of the gene CHCHD2, whose product is annotated as coiled-coil-helix-coiled-coil-helix domain containing 2. Gene Ontology annotation, molecular function: sequence-specific DNA binding. Gene Ontology annotation, cellular component: mitochondrion; nucleus. The record is from RefSeq and is a predicted model, not a curated record. The transcript has 4 exons. Gene Ontology annotation, biological process: positive regulation of transcription by RNA polymerase II; mitochondrion organization. Lineage: Eukaryota; Metazoa; Chordata; Aves; Charadriiformes; Laridae. Bases 121 to 591 code for a protein of 156 amino acids.